AAGUCCACGUGGUGUUUGUGCAUGUUAGUGUGGAGAUGUUUUGAUCAAGCCGCCCGCCAUAUUCAGGGCUGAAAAGCUUAGACAAAUUACUUCCCGAUAUUAUAAAGUAUCUCGGCAACCUGAGAAAAUUGAUUUAUUAGUGUAAAGGACUAGAUUCCAAACCUGUUUCUACGCGAUGGGUUUGGAAGCGCUUUUAGAAGCUGCGGAAUUUUUGGAGUCUCGCGACCAAGGUAAGCGAUGUCAAGUGCCCGCAAAACAACGACAUCAGUCACUUGAUGGACAGUUGUCAGAGUCCGGUGCCUCUGAAGAAGGAAGCGACAGCAGUGGAUUCGUCGCAAGAUCGCCAAAAGAGGAGCGAAUUCGAACGAAAUCCGGCAGUUCACGCAAUUCCGACGGAAACUUCGAAGGAUCCAGCGGGGAUAGCGCUUUUCUUCGCGCAGGCACCAGAGAAGUUCACAACAAAUUGGAAAAAAACAGGCGCGCCCACUUGAAAGAAUGCUUUGACUUUCUAAAGAAGAAUAUCCCAAGUCUUGAAGAAAAGAGGACGUCAAACCUGGGCAUUCUGCGCAGUUCUCUUCGCUACAUUCAGAAUCUGAAGCGCAAAGAGCGAGAAUUCGAAAUCGAGCUGCACCAGUUCGUUAACCAGAAGAUCGUGCUACAGGAACGUCUGUCCAGCCUGAAGACGGACCUGCAGAAAAUGGACAUCGACGUGGACCUGAACGCGCUGGCCGUGUCCCAGGACGACGAGGACAACGAGACGAACUCAACGUCAACGGCGACAGAGCGAGGCACCCCGCCACCUAGCGACUACGACGAAAACGACGACGACGAGGAGGAGGCAGAGCGUCUCGCCAUGGAGACCAACUCGCCGACGCCGCGCACCGGCAAGAAGCGGAAACACCACACCCGCAAGUUAUCUGAAGGCGCAAUGCCAGUUCUCUACACUCGCACCAUGACCCCAGAUGCUGUCCGCCUACCGCCCAAAAAAGCACUCACUCAGUCCCUCAAUGGCCUGGUGCGGUACCAACCAGCCUUGGUACCCAGCCAAAGUCCUGGAGCCCCACUGCAUGGCAACCAGGCGCCUCAAAAGCCCCUACCCCUGAUACCCAUCACACUGAGUCUGUCCGGAGUGGGGCAUCCACAGGGCUUGGCAAUGCUAAACCAGUUGACUGCACCAGCUGGGUUUGACAUGAGAAUGACCAAUAAGCUGCUGGAGAUGGCUCCCAAACAGCAGCCCCAACCGGCUUAUAGCACCACAACCACAUCACCAGCAUUCACACUGGCAGCCCUAGGGCAUCCAUCAGCUGUGUAUUCCCAGGCCCCUCCCACGGAGCCCCGUCCCCUGCUGGCAGUGAAGCAGCUCCCGGUGACCCAGUUACUCCACCAGACGUUGACACAGAGGCAAGCUCUGCAGAAGCAGGCCAACUCUUCACAGUCUUGUGCCCAGCUUAAGCUGCCCCCCAGUUCUCAGCCCUCCCAAAUCCUCCCCAUGACGACACAGGGAUCAGGAGGGUCACUAGUGGUCAAAGACAGGGUAGUGACCAUCGCUAAGCCACCCUCUCUCUCCAAUACUAUCUCCAUGCAGAACAGGUCGUCUUCAGGCACCACAUCUGUAGCGACCAUGGCAUUCUGGCCUUCAUUGCAGAAGAUAGCACAUCCAGUCCUGCUGACCUCUCUCAACGCCCCAGCAAUGACACUUCAGACCGCCAGCACAACGGGGACCUCAUUGCCAGCAGGACUGGCAUCUGCCUCGUAUACCUCGCUGAAAAAUGAUUUUAAAUUAGAACCUUUGAAACAGUCUGUGAUACCAUUUAGUGUGAACUCUGUGAUGGGCACUUCUGUCAAUGUGAGUAACCUUCAACCACUGAACAAUCUAGUAGCAUUCUCUGUGGCCUCCACUGCUCCAAAGACUGUGACCACGCUGAAGCCAGAGAUGUCAGUGAUGUCAACGGUCCCCCUGAGGCACAUUGUCAACGGUCAGCUGGCCUGGCCCUUCCUUGCCCUGCCUCGCACCCCAAUGAUUGUCUCAACCAGCAACCUUUCUAACACCCUGCCCGUUUCAGUGAGCGUGAGCUCAUCUAUUGCUGGUCACAUGACUUCUCAUCCUCUGGUUUCAUUGACUGGCUUCAACCAGCUGACCCACAUGAACCAACUGACCCAGAUUAUGACCCCUAUGACUGUCAUGUCUCCAGGGAUUCAGAUGACCCAGACAGGCCUCACUCAGGCCCAACUAAACAGUAUGUUUGCUUCCCCGCUAUUAAAACCUGUACAGCUACCACUUCUUCAAUCCGGUCAAGUCCUAAGUCAACAUUUGGUCAAACCUGUUAUCAGCCAGCAUGUGAUAAAACCAGUUAUAAGUCAGCAUGUGGUCAAUCCGGUUAUAAGUCAGCAUGUAAUAAAACCGGUUAUAAGUCAGCAUGUGGUCAAGCCAGUUAUAAUGGUGACCAUGCCUAGUGUGCUGACAACGCCCACAAUUGCAACAUGCUCUGCAGCACUUGUUGCAACAACAACUGUCACCAAGUCCUGAUUCCUGGUGCACUUGAACCAUUAACAAUCAAAGGACAGGGAAAGUGCUUUUGCUUUUGUUGGUGCAGGCAAGAUAUAGGGAAAAUAAGUUAAAUGGCAGAGAAAACAGGCCACAUGACUAAACACAUCAGGUCUUUUGACUGAAGACAUUAGGCCCUGUUACUAAACACAUCAGGCCUCGUGAUUGGAAACAUCUUGUGCUUAAGCUAAGUCUUCAAAAAUAUUUCCAAAGUUGAAGUACUUUUCGAGACAUUUUAUAGUGUUUACAUGAGGUAAUGUUGUAUAAUGUCGAUAUACGUACAUGCUUCUUUAGCUCAACAUUGAUAUUAGGAAGUAUGAAAUGUAACAACAUGGCAUGCACAAAUCUGAUUUUCUCAACAUUGAUAUUAGGAAGUUUGAAAUGUUACAUAAUGGUAUGCACAAAUCUGAUUUGGGCAGGCAUAGAACAUGACAAUCACAGUGUGAUAGUCUACAUAGAGUAGAGUAAUUUAUUGAUAGGUAGUAAAUUAGUUGUAAUAUAAGUGUUUGGUAUUAUAAAGUUUUAAUGUUAUAGUAGAUGAUUGAUUGAUCCUUAAGACCAAUGUAGGACUCGAUGGUUUAGAUUCCUCAACAAAUAUUUUUUUUAAAGUACUAUGUCAGUUAGUGAAUGUAUGUUUUUCUUAAAUCAUUUUAGUAUUUUUUGUUUAGCUUACCAGAACACAACAUUCUCAUGAUAAGCUUUUCUGAUCAUAAACUAGAUCACCUGGUCAAAUUACAAGAAAAGCUUUCGCACACCUUAGAUGCCACAUGCAAUACCAAAUCAUGAUUUUGGGUCAAAACAUUUGUGCCCAUGAAUCACAUUGUGUCAAAAACUAGGUCACUAGGUUGAAUUUAUGACAAAUUUUGUGAACUCAUUUGAGACUUCUUUAUGUAGCUAUGCAUGUAGUUAACCCAUUAAACUUUCUAGAAAUCACAUUUUUAACCCACUCAUUGUGAAACUGUUUAAGAACAUACAAAACUAAUUAUGAAAUUAAGUAAAUACUAUCGUCUCAGAACAAUUAAGUUCCUUGAGAAGCACUGUAGGACCUGUGGCCGUAAUGUCUCCAUGAUACUAUGGUAUGCUAGAAAGUGACCAUCUUACUGAUUGUUGACAUUGAAGGUAAUUAUUCAGAUGGUUUUGACUGGCAUGGGCAAUCCUGGAUCCAUUUUAAGUAUGUAUACGCACCAUGGCUAUGGAUCUUGUGGAAUGAUUCCUGGACAACAUUCACCUUUUAGUUGCAGAUGCAUGUUUGAGAAUAAUUAAACAUCUAAAUCUAUUAAAAAUUAAGUUGAAAAUUAAAGAAACUAUCAGUGAAUGGUCUCGUUUUAUACAGAAUAAAAGAAAAGGCUGAACCAAAAGGCAAGUUUUGUAUUCAUUUAAAAGUGAUUGUAAAAUCAAUUGUGCACGUAAUUGCGUAGGCCUUGAUUGAGACUAUGAGUUAUUGAGGUCAUUAUUUGCGAUCCAUCCAGAUUAAUCCUGCGCUGUGUGAAUUAUAGACUUCUGACAAAAUCUGUUUCAAUACAGACUUGUAUCCUUUGGAUGUUAGAAUGAUUCAGAAUCGCUUUGAGAAAAUGGGCUUAAUGCAAGUACAGUUGACACACAUGCAAAUCAGGGACGACAGUUAAUGCUUUUAUGUCCUUUUUUUAUAAGAAGGGGGUAUCUUUAAAAAAAAUCCAGCAAAGGCGGAAUGUUUUCGACCUCGUUAGUCUGUGUAGAGUAUUUGGGACGAUACGUAAUGCACACACAUUUAACGUGUUGUCCCUUAGUGAGGCUCGUUCAUUGAGAUGUUGCUGGCAUUACAUAAUAACAUCAACUAGUAGUAAUUUAUGACAUUUAAGUAACGUUUAUCAAUAUCUGUUAAUAGUUGAAAUUGAAUCUACUAUCUUGAGUUCAGUUUUGAUAUUUGUAUUAAGUGUUUGGUAUAUCAAAAGAAUUGAAUGUGUAUUGUUUCGUGAACUAUCAUGAUGCUUUAAGUGUUGUGAUGUCACCAUAUGAAGUGGCACAUGGUGUUAAAUCCAAAGACAUACCCAGCCAUUAUUACCUAUUUAUUGCGAUCUAGUGCUAUUUUUGUACUCUUGUGCAAUGCUUAAUUGUUUGUUUCUAUCUGAUAAUAAAAUGAAUCGUUACAAA
Messenger RNA from Dreissena polymorpha, 4675 nucleotides. RefSeq lists its product as uncharacterized. Gene Ontology annotation, biological process: regulation of transcription by RNA polymerase II. The transcript has 11 exons. Gene Ontology annotation, molecular function: DNA-binding transcription factor activity, RNA polymerase II-specific; protein dimerization activity; RNA polymerase II cis-regulatory region sequence-specific DNA binding. The record is from RefSeq and is a predicted model, not a curated record. Bases 176 to 2527 code for a protein of 783 amino acids. Lineage: Eukaryota; Metazoa; Mollusca; Bivalvia; Myida; Dreissenidae.